Molecule: messenger RNA, 1725 nt
Organism: Ictalurus furcatus (blue catfish)
Lineage: Eukaryota; Metazoa; Chordata; Actinopteri; Siluriformes; Ictaluridae
Gene: vrk1
Product: VRK serine/threonine kinase 1
Exons: 13
Coding region: 80-1366 (428 amino acids)
Biological process (GO): peptidyl-serine phosphorylation; signal transduction
Cellular component (GO): nucleus; cytoplasm
Molecular function (GO): protein serine/threonine kinase activity; ATP binding
Source: RefSeq, a predicted model, not a curated record
UUCCGGGUUGAGAGUUGUGCGGGAAGUUUGGAGCUGCUAAGCGCUUGUGUUCGGUAACUAGUGUUGUGUACAGGUUCAGAUGCCACCCAAAACCAAGGCGGCCGGUAAAGCUAAAGGGCCGGCGAAGAGAAAGCUGGCCGAGGAGUUCCCGCCCGGAGAGGUUCUGACGGACACGGCGAAGAAAAGCUGGAAGCUCGGCACUCCUGUCGGUCAGGGAGGCUUUGGCCUGUUGUAUCUGGCGAGCGACGACACGUCGAAGGCCGUCAGAGCCGACGCACCUUACGUCGUCAAAGUGGAGCCGAGCGAUAACGGCCCUCUCUUCUCCGAGCUGAAGUUUUACAUGCGAGCCGCCAAACCUGAUCUGAUCGGCGCUUGGAUAAAGUCCCGGAAACUGAAAUACUUAGGGGUGCCAAAAUAUUGGGGCUCAGGACUUCACGAGAAAGGAGGAAAGAGGUACAGGUUCAUGGUCAUGGACCGAUUCGGAACGGAUCUGCAGAAGAAGUUCGAAGAAGGCGGCAAGAGAUUUCCCCGGAAAUUGGUUCUUCAGCUUGGCCUUAGACUUCUCGACAUCCUCGAGUACAUCCACGACCACGAAUACGUCCACGCCGAUAUCAAAGCCUCCAACCUCCUACUCUCCCACAAGAACCCCAAUCAGGUUUACUUGGUGGAUUACGGACUGGCCUACAGAUACUCGCCCGAAGGUGUGCCGAAGGAAUACAAAGAGGACCCAAAGAGAUGCCACGACGGGACCAUCGAGUUCACCAGCAUCGAUGCACAUCAGGGAGUUUCUCCCUCCAGAAGAGGCGAUCUUGAAAUCCUGGGUUACUGCAUGAUCCAGUGGCUGUGCAGCCGUCUGCCCUGGGAGGAUAAACUUCAGGACCCGGUUUACGUCAGAGAAUCGAAAAUACGGUGUCGCAACAACAUCAGAGAUUUUAUGAAGAGCUGUUUCACUGCAGGACAGGAACCAGAGGAACUUCUGAAGUUCAUGGAGGAGGUGAAGACCCUGGGGUACACGGACAAACCCGACUACCCGAAGCUGCGCGGCAUUUUGCAGCAGGGAUUAAAGAGCAUCGGCGCCACCGACGACGACAAGCUGGACUUCUCGGCGUCCGUGUCCGCCGCAGGGCCGUCCUCGGUCAAGGCUCCUAAGCGAAAGAAAGCGGUGGAAAAAGAGGCAUCUAAUGACGAAACUGACGGCUCCCCUGCAAAGAAAAGGCGCCCGGCUCAGAAGAAGGAAGUGAACGGCGUGAAGAAGCCCGGCGCGAAGACGUCCAGUCCGAAGACGCGCGUGGUAGAGGCGGCGACUCAGACGUCCCCCGUGGUGGAAGUAAAGCGAGGCCGCGGCAGGCCCAAGAAGACCGCGUAGCUCUCCUCUUUUAAACCGUUACAACUUCUUUUCCUCUUUUCAUCACUAGUCUGAAUUGUUUCCUAGCUGUACGUGUUCUUUUCCUUAACUUUUUUUUUUUUUUUUUUUUUUGCUUUUCCUCCUCUCCACAGGAUGUUUGGUACAUUCUGAGUAAAAUAAUAAAUAACCAAAAAAAAGUACGCUUGCUUUGAGUAGCGAGUUAUUUUCAUCCCCUUUGUAAUGGCUUGAAUAAUCAGGCCCGUGCCGACGAGGUCCAGAGGGGAUUGCUUUGCCCUCGAUAAGGAAAUCCCUGAAGGAGCUCGCCGAGUGCCGACUCUUUCCACGCCGCGUCCCACUCUUCUCUCGUCACAGAAUGAAAG